This is a messenger RNA of Mangifera indica (mango), 1258 nucleotides long. Its product is annotated as GATA transcription factor 12-like. The transcript has 2 exons. Gene Ontology annotation, biological process: regulation of DNA-templated transcription. Bases 138 to 1025 code for a protein of 295 amino acids. Gene Ontology annotation, molecular function: sequence-specific DNA binding; zinc ion binding. NCBI's taxonomy places the organism in Eukaryota, Viridiplantae, Streptophyta, Magnoliopsida, Sapindales, Anacardiaceae. The record is from RefSeq and is a predicted model, not a curated record.
CGACACAACAAAAUGCAGGCCUUAAAGGGUCGCAACAACUGCUGCUAUACUUUAAACACACUCAAACUCAAAAAGCUUUGAGCUUCUUCUUUCCCAAACCCAAAGUCUUUUUCUUGGUUUUGUCACUAACAACGUCCAUGGACUGUUGCCGGAAUGUGUCUGUCUCCGGUGAGUACCAACAUCAGCAAGAGCAAGUCCUUUCUCCUCCUUGUUCCAAGCUUGGUUCUUUAACUACUACUAGUACUACUACUCAUGCCUCUUUUGAUGACUUUUUCCCCGCUCAAACCACGGAGGUGGAUGUGAGCUUGGAAUGGCUGUCAAUAUUUGUGGAGGAUUGUUUUUCUAGCACAGGGAACUGUCUUCCAGCUGCAGCUUUACCCAAAACAAAUGUUGAAAAUGAAAGUACAAAAACUCCGAAACCCCCAAGUCCUUUGUUGCAGAAUGAUAAGCCCCAACAAACACCACCUUCUUUGCAGAAGUUUGUAGUUCCAAGCAAAGCCAGAAGCAAAAGAAAGAGAGCUUCAGUUGCAAAGACUGAAACUUUAAUUUGUCACCCAUUCACCAGCUGGACUACUCACCAGAACCAGCUGCUUAAUUUGCCCACCUCUGACCCUCCUUUGCUACACCACCACCAGGCCUAUUGGCUGGCUGACAGUCAACUCAUUGUGCCCAAAGAGGAACCCACCACCACCACCACCAACAACAACAGCAAUAAAGUGAACCAUUCUGAUGUGCAAGGUCAAGAGGAGGAUGUAGUGGAGAAGAGUGUUGUGGAGGGCAAUAGUGUGGGGCAGCAGCCAAGAAGGUGCACACAUUGCUUGGCACAAAGGACACCACAGUGGAGGGCUGGACCAUUGGGUCCAAAAACGCUGUGUAAUGCAUGUGGGGUGAGGUACAAGUCAGGAAGGUUGCUGCCUGAGUAUAGGCCAGCCAAAAGUCCCACUUUUGUGAGUUAUUUGCACUCUAAUUCUCACAAGAAAGUUAUGGAGAUGAGAAUGGCCUUGCUCCCUUCAGUUCCCAAGUAAUCUUCCCUUGGAAUUUUCUCUUUUUUCAGUUUGUAAAUUAAAGUCUAGAGGUUCAGAUAGAAAAAUAUUGAGAAAUUUUUAACUAUUACUAUCAAUCUAAUUUAGUUGAAAACUUGAAGGCCUUCUUCUUUAAACAUUUCUCACUUGGGCAAAUUUUAUUGGUACUGUACAAGAGCCCUAGUAUCUUUACUUUCCAAAUGUUGUUUAAUAUAUAUAUUUUUUGGAAUUUGAAA